ACGAUGAGUAAACAGGAAAAAAAGAACUUUGCAUGAAAUCUCGCGAGAAAUCACACAGUUUCGACUGAGAGUUGGUUACCAUGGUGAAUGACGCUCAGGAGUUCGUUUGACAUUAACAGCGCCGUUUAGUUCGCUAAUUUAUCUGAUGAUUUAACUACAUUUCGACUUCAAGACACAACAAUGUCCACAAAGAGGCAUAAAAAGAAAGCAGAUGAGGCAAACGCUGAGGAGGAGGCCUCGAAAAAUACAGGACUGACACCAAAUGAAAAACUGCCUGCUCAGACCUUUGAUGAAUAUCAGUGCUCAGGCAAUGUGGAGAUUGACUUCCCGGCCCUUUGUGUUCUUCUGGAUAUGACGGAUAUCCCAGCUGUCAGAACCAAGCAACCAGCCUCCUCCACCACUGAAACUGAAGGAGGAGACACAGAGGACAGUCAGUGGAAGCGGAAGUGUCUCCAAGUGGAGCUGGAGAACGAAGACCCCCUCAGUGCAAACAACAUGAAGGUUAUUGGAUGGAAGGUAGAUGAGCAGACUGCCAGAGUGCUACAGAAGAUGCUUCUCUCCUUGAAUAAGCUACAGAGCCUUCAGUUUUGGCAGACGGGGCUGACAGAUCGAAUGCUAAUCUCCCUCAUGAACACAAUAUCACUGUGCUCCAACCUCAGGGUUGUGACAUUGGAAGGAAACCCUCUUCCAGAGCAGAGCUUCCACAUUCUUCUCUCUGAAGACAGUGUCCUCACUCACUUGUACCUGCGAAACAACCGGAUAGGAGACGAGGGAUGUCGUCUAAUUGGGUCAGCUCUCUCAAGAGCUGCUAACAAGAACCUCAUGUCACUCAACCUGUCAUUCAAUUCUAUCUGUGAUGCAGGUGCUACACAUAUCGCACAGGGCCUGCGGCUCAAUCGUUCACUUCUCAUUCUCUCACUGUCCAACAAUCAGAUUGGAGACUCAGGAGCUGCUCAUCUGGCUGCGAUACUUGGUGAGUUUGCUCUCACUCAUGAAGAAGUUGUGGAGAGGAGGAAGUUGCUUCUGGAAAGAACGCAGUCUUCAUCUUUGAGGGUCGAUGCUGAGCAGCCUGGUGAGCAGCUUCCCUCAGUAGCCAGCAGCAGUUCACUGAGCGCCAGCAAAGGGGAGAGCAAAAGCAAAAAAAAGGAAACAUCCAAAAGAGAGGAGAAACCAGCUGCAAGCAAAGAGAACCCAAAGUCUAACAAGAAAUCUACUGAUAUAAAGGCUUCUCAAAGUAAAGGUGGCAAGCAGGGCGGCAAAGACAAACAAUCUGCACAAGAGGAUAAAUCAAAUGUUACCCUGAAUGAGGGAGAGACGGUGGAGAUAUUGAACCCCCUGCUGGAUCAGUCGGUGCAGUACAGGGACGGGGAGCUAAUUCUGCCUGGCAACACGACUCUCACCUCCCUCAACCUGUCAAGAAACAGAAUCACAGAGAAGUCGCUGCCUCUUUUCUUGAAGUCACUGGAGAUGCAGAGUGACGGAGGUCUGCUGCAUCUCUGUCUGCAGAAAAACCGCUUCCCAGCAGAGUGUGAGCGUUAUGUGAAGAUAAAGGAGCUGAUGACUCUCAGAGAUCCACUUAGACCGAGGGAGGAAAAACAGGCUGAAUAGCACUGAGGGAACAAAUCUACUCUUAACGACGUAUACUGUUUACUCUUAAUUUGGUAAAUAAGAAUAAAAAGACAAAUUUA
Molecule: messenger RNA, 1688 nt
Organism: Centropristis striata (black sea bass)
Lineage: Eukaryota; Metazoa; Chordata; Actinopteri; Perciformes; Serranidae
Gene: lrrc71
Product: leucine rich repeat containing 71
Exons: 17
Coding region: 181-1608 (475 amino acids)
Molecular function (GO): protein binding
Source: RefSeq, a predicted model, not a curated record